Messenger RNA from Notodromas monacha, 3268 nucleotides. NCBI's taxonomy places the organism in Eukaryota, Metazoa, Arthropoda, Ostracoda, Podocopida, Cyprididae. The record is from the annotation of a GenBank genome assembly.
UUUGUUGCGUUUCAGAUUCGAGUGAUCAUGUAACCGUCCCACAUGCAACAGUUCUCGUCGCGUAAGAUUUCGAUCACUCGAGCAGUACAUCCGACACCUUCCAUGUGCCAGUUAUGGCCUACAAAAUCCACUGCGUGUCUGCAUUAUGCGUAAUUAUAUCGACUGCUGUGACGAGCCUUUCGUGUUCCUCUACAUUCGAUGCUGCCACCUUGGAUCCAUUAGGACUUGUAUACCGUCGUCCGGGAGACAAUCUCACGGUGACCUGCAUUGCAAACUUCUCUCACUCACAGUUUUCGGAUCCCCAACGAUAUGGCCCCGAAGACUUGGUGUUCACGCGCGUUCGGCAAGGUUUAGAAAGUGGGCAUUUGCCGUCACACGUACUCAACGAUUCAUCCAUUCAAACUGUGCUGCCUAAUUUAACGUGGAGUGAUGCUGCCCGUUAUCUGUGUAAGCUCAGAAGUCAUGAUGGCACAACCAAAUCGCUAUGUUCAUCGCAGCUUUUCAUCGGCCUGGAUCCUCAACCUUUGUUGGAGUUUCGGUGUAUCUCCAUGGGUCUAGAAACGUUAGCGUGUUCCUGGGUUGUGCCACCCUUGGUGAUCAAUAACACGGUUUACAAAGUCGGUUAUCGCAUUUACAACGACUCUCGGGCGAUAUACUAUGGAUGUGAAAAGACGACGAGGUCCGUGUUGUCAGAACCGAACCGAUUCAAUUGCACGUUCAACGCGUCAAAUUACAACUUCAACAGUGAAACCCUGUACUUCUUCAUAGAGGCGUCAAGUCCGUUGAACGAAACUUUCACUCAGUUACCAGUUGUAGAGUUUCACAACUUCAGAAACGUUCGUCCCCAUCCCCCGGAAAAGUUACGCGUUUUGGACAUCGGUCAACGCAAUGCUUCGAUUUCGUGGGAAAUCAAAGACAAGCUCAUCAACCUAAUGGACGCCAAUGGCUUGUUUCAUGAGAUAAGUCUCACUUCGGACUUCGAGGAAGACUGGGAUUUCGAACAAGUGGAGACUACGUUGGAGAACUUGAAGGACCUGAGUGUGGUACAUACGCUCACAAACUUGAGUCAUCCAUUCGCCAAGUACAAAGUGAAGGUGCGGUCAGUGUGUGGCCUAGCCGAGGCCGAGGAUUUGUGGUCUGGCUUUUCCGACGAAAUGGAGUUCACGACGCUGCCAGAUGUGCCGGGAGAGGCGCCGGUGGUGCCUGAAGGUGCUUACUACUUUGACAAAGACGACGGUGCUUUGACAAUCUACUGGGAAAAGGUGUUCAUGUCCCAGUGGAAUGGCCCGAAUUUCACCUACGUCGUCGAUUUUAGUGACGGUAUGACUCAAAAACGGAUCGAGACGAGCGGGGAUAGUUUUGUGGCUAAGCUCGGAGGGUCUUCGUACUCACGCGCCCUCAACUUUUCUGUCUCGGCCAAAAACAGCGUCGGAAUGUUGCGAGGACCAGUUGUGCACGUACCGGUUUGGCGCCACGGUCAUGUGAAGGUGAAGGUGGAGCUGUCGAAACCUGGGUCUUACCGCCUUUCUUGGACCCCCUUGGACUUCAUGGAGUCUGUGCACAAUUACACGAUAUUCUACUGCGAGAAGAAGCCUGCUGACGAGCACAACCAGAAGUGCAAAACGCAGCCACAGAGGAAAACCGUGAACGGAUCUGUGACGUCGGACACUAUCACCUUAUCUGAAGACCAAUUCUACUUAUUCAGCGUCAAUAGUCACUCGGCAUCAGGCUCGAGUCCACUGGCUUGGUUCACUAUCAAUGGCGAGGAGGCGGAUAGUGGAGGUUCGCCGACUGUGUGGAUCGUCGUUGGGUCAGUGCUGCUCAUGGCUUUGCUGGUUGCCUCCAUUCCAGGACUCAAGUGGGCAAGGAGGAAAUACAAAGCGAUUACGUCUGUGAAGAUCAACGUGCCGACGAUCAGCGAAGAAGGAGGAAAAAGUGCGGGCAAUGACUUCUGGAUUGACAAGCACGUGCCGUUUUCGUCCAAGUCGAGCCACGGACCCCCGUUGCCAACAUUGGUGCUUGCUGGUGGCCGGAAGCCGAGCGGCGGAUUCGUUCCUCCGGAUCUCUACAAAGCAGACAUGCAUGCGUAUGCGUUUAUUGACUCUCCGGGAAAAGAACCCGACGCUUUGUUUAAUGGGGAAGCCAAAGACGGAGACGACACGUUUGAUGUGACAGACUUGACGCUGGAGUGCGUGGACCCCGUGUCCGACGAGGAAGCUUUCUCUGAAGACGCCCACUCGAUGAAGUCUGAAGCGAAGGUCACUACAGUGACGCCGGGCUAUGUGGAAGUGGGCAUCGAAAAAGACGCGGGUCAACGAGAACAGCAUCGGCUGCAUUACGUCGUCGUUGGCGACGACCGGAUAGAAAAAGCAGGCGUCCGACACGAAGAAGAAGAAGAAGAGGAGGAGGAAGUUGACGGUGGCGGUGAUGCGAGAAGUCGACACCGGACGCCGUCAGAGUCCGAGUCUGGUUACUCGGGAGAUGACGCGGGAAAAGAUUCGCCUCCGCCGACGACGACGGCGAUAGGAUUGGGCUACGUGACGGCAGCCGUAGUUGUCGUUCCGCCCCCGGUCUCCGACUACGUCCUGUCGUUUUAAUGCCGCGUUUGCUUGUGAAUCGCCGUGCCACAAUUUCUUGAUUGAUUUUUGUUUUGGGUCGCAUGAAGAAAGAAAACGAGUGUGUGCGAAGAAGAGUGAAAAAAAAGGUUUGAAGGUAUAAAAAGAAAUUUUGACGAGAAAGGACGACGUCAGGAAGAGCUGCUCAACUCUCGAUUUUUCGUAAUUCUGGAGGAAACAAUUACUCGCGGAUCUAUUCAAAGUAUUCUUGCGCUCAACUCGAGAAAGAAAUGUCGAUCCGCUCACUGUUUUCUUCGUGUAUUCUCACUGUGAUUUUACGUAAAAAGAAAAGCAUUCCUGUUCGCCAAGUGCCUCCGGGAGGUUCAGGAGUAUUCUAACCGGAAUGAUUCCAUCCGUUUUUUUCCGUCGUAAAAGUUCGUAGUGAAGCCUACGUAAGUUGAUUAACAAUUCUUUUGUUUUAUAUAUGUAUAAAAAGACACUUCGUGGCAUAAAUUUACUCAACUUUAAAGAUUAAACAAAAAAUUGUCGCGAUUUUUUUGUGUUCAAGGAAAAAAGGACGUGUUUCGCUUUUUGAAUUUUUUGUGGAAGAUAUUUGAACAAAAAUUGAGGGAGAAAAGCGGCGCUCAAGUGGGUUCUCUUGGUGAAAAUGUUGUGCCUGUGGAGCGACGAUUUCUUUUUUUUUUUUGUGGAGC